Messenger RNA from Plasmodium inui San Antonio 1, 249 nucleotides. RefSeq lists its product as hypothetical. NCBI's taxonomy places the organism in Eukaryota, Apicomplexa, Aconoidasida, Haemosporida, Plasmodiidae. Bases 1 to 249 code for a protein of 82 amino acids. The record is from RefSeq and is a predicted model, not a curated record. The transcript has a single exon.
AUGCAAAAGAAGAUUACUUUAACAAGAAAGUACACCCAACGAGCCAAUAUAAAUCAGAAGAGGUCUGUUGAGAAGCCGAGUAGGGCCCAGAAAUCUGGAACGAAGGAAGAAAGUAAAGAAAAGCAAACAACAGAAAUUGGAGUCCAGAUAGCCGUAGCCGAACCAACAACACAGAAGUUCCGAACCAAAAGAAAAACCACCAUAAAUCCAAAGGGAGCCAAGAUAAAGGAAUCCGAAUGGCAUGACUAA